Molecule: messenger RNA, 288 nt
Organism: Colletotrichum lupini
Lineage: Eukaryota; Fungi; Ascomycota; Sordariomycetes; Glomerellales; Glomerellaceae
Exons: 4
Coding region: 1-288 (95 amino acids)
Source: RefSeq, a predicted model, not a curated record
AUGUUCUUCCGGUCCGCCUCAUUAGGGGCUAUCUUCGCCUUUACGGAGACUAGGACCUGCCUCGUUCACUUUCACCUGGCCUACCACAACGAACAACCUCGUCCGGGUAUCCACCUCUUACCAUGCCCCCCGUCCCGUCCCCGUCCAUGCCCAUGUGCUCCUAAUCAGCCUCCACCGAGAGUGUUGUUCAACUCACCUACCUCGCGCGGCAUUCUCACUGCUGCCUCCUUUCUCUCCGAGGACCUCAACAAGCGCAAAACUCACUUGUUUGUAGCGUGUUGCGCCUGA